Molecule: messenger RNA, 5852 nt
Organism: Manis pentadactyla (Chinese pangolin)
Lineage: Eukaryota; Metazoa; Chordata; Mammalia; Pholidota; Manidae
Gene: FOXP1
Product: forkhead box P1
Exons: 22
Coding region: 752-2764 (670 amino acids)
Biological process (GO): regulation of transcription by RNA polymerase II
Cellular component (GO): nucleus
Molecular function (GO): RNA polymerase II cis-regulatory region sequence-specific DNA binding; DNA-binding transcription repressor activity, RNA polymerase II-specific
Source: RefSeq, a predicted model, not a curated record
CGGCCCUCGCCCGGAGUGCGUGUGUGCGCGCGUGUGUGCGCGAGGGAGUGUGUGCGCGGGGGUGCGCGCGGGCGGGAGUGGGCGCGCGCGGGGAAAGGCCCGAAAACACCUUAGUUUGCACCGAGAGACCAUUUGCAGCGGAACCCGAAAGUUUGCCCGAGGAAGAAGAGAGCGCGCGGCGAGCCAGCGGGCAAGGGGCAGCGGCCGCGGCCACGGGGCCCUGGUGCUGCCGGCGCCUCCUCCGCGGGCGUGACGGGAGGACCCGGCGGAGGCAAAUUAUCCUGCUUGUCACUGACUGGGGGCGCAUCUCCCUUGUGUCUCGCUGUCCGAUGGCCACUGCAACACAAGAUUUAAAUAGUCCAGGCUGAGGAUGAGGCUAAGGAGGAAGAUACUCCCCAUCUGGUGAAAAUUUUCUUCUUUCUUAUACCCCUUUGUCCAGAAAUCACCCACAAGUGUCCCAGGAGCUUUUGCUGAUAAUUCCAGUUUCCGAAUGAAACAUUUGGGCCAUGGUGCGGGCUGCAAUCUCUUUUCCGAUUUGCUGUCAAUCAUGAAUGGGUGGAUGUGAUGCCUGCUGGCCGAAAGGUGUCCCUGUGUGUGUUGCAGUCCUGUGGCAUUAUGCAUGCCCCCAACCAGUGACCCCCCAGGCUUUUAUGGCUGUGAGACACGUUAAAAGUUCAGGGGUGAGAAGUGACCUUUUGAGGUGACUAUAACUGAAGAUUGCUUUAGAGAAGCCAAAAAAGGUUUUUGAGUCAUGAUGCAAGAAUCUGGGACUGAGACAAAAAGUAACGGUCCAGCCAUCCAGAAUGGGUCAAGCAGCGGCAAUCACUUGUUAGAGUGCGGCAGUCUCCGGGACGGGCGGUCCAACGGGGAGGCGGCGGCCGUGGACGUGGGGGCAGCCGAUCUGGCCCAUGUGCAGCAGCAGGCUCUUCAAGUGGCAAGACAUCUCCUCCUUCAGCAGCAGCAAGUCAGCGGAUUAAAAUCGCCCAAGAGGAAUGACAAACCACCAGCCCUUCAGGUUCCCGUGUCAGUGGCUAUGAUGACACCUCAAGUUAUCACUCCCCAGCAAAUGCAGCAGAUUCUCCAGCAACAAGUGCUGAGCCCUCAGCAGCUCCAGGUUCUCCUCCAGCAGCAGCAGGCCCUCAUGCUUCAACAGCAGCAGCUUCAAGAGUUUUAUAAAAAACAACAGGAACAGUUGCAGCUUCAACUUUUACAACAACAGCAUGCUGGAAAACAGCCUAAAGAGCAGCAGGUGGCCGCCCAGCAGCUGGCCUUCCAGCAGCAGCUCCUCCAGAUGCAGCAACUCCAGCAGCAGCAUGUCCUGUCCCUGCAACGCCAGGGCCUCCUGCCGCUGCAGCCGGGCCAGCCCGCCCUGCCCCUGCAGCCCCUCACCCAGGGCAUGAUUCCAGCAGAACUGCAGCAGCUCUGGAAAGAAGUGACAAGUGCUCACACUGCCGAGGAAACCCCAGGCAGCAAUCCCGGCAGUCUGGAUCUGUCCACCACAUGUGGCUCUUCCUCUGCCCCUUCCAAGACGUCCUUACUCAUGAACCCACAUGCCUCUACCAACGGGCAGCUCUCGGUCCACACUCCCAAGAGGGAAAGCUUGACUCAUGAAGAGCACCCGCAUGGCCAUCCUCUCUACGGACAUGGCGUAUGCAAGUGGCCCGGCUGUGAAGCAGUAUGCGAAGAUUUCCAAUCAUUUCUAAAACAUCUCAACAGUGAGCAUGCGCUGGACGAUAGAAGUACAGCUCAAUGUAGAGUACAAAUGCAGGUUGUACAGCAGUUAGAGCUACAGCUCGCCAAAGACAAGGAGCGCCUGCAGGCCAUGAUGAGCCACCUGCACGUGAAGUCUUCGGAGCCCAAGGCCGCACCCCAGCCCCUGAAUCUGGUAUCAAGUGUCACACUCUCCAAGUCUGCAUCAGAGGCUUCUCCGCAGAGCUUACCUCAUACUCCAACGACCCCGACCGCCCCCAUCACUCCCGUCACCCAAGGCCCCUCCGUCAUCACCACCACCAGCAUGCACACGGUGGGACCCAUCCGCAGGCGGUACUCAGACAAAUACAACGUGCCCAUUUCUUCAGCAGAUAUUGCGCAGAACCAAGAAUUUUAUAAGAACGCAGAAGUUAGACCACCAUUUACAUAUGCAUCUUUAAUUAGGCAGGCCAUUCUCGAAUCUCCAGAAAAGCAACUAACACUAAAUGAAAUCUACAACUGGUUCACACGAAUGUUUGCUUACUUCCGACGCAAUGCCGCCACGUGGAAGAAUGCAGUGCGUCAUAAUCUUAGUCUUCACAAGUGUUUUGUGCGAGUAGAAAACGUUAAAGGGGCAGUAUGGACAGUGGAUGAAGUAGAGUUCCAAAAACGAAGGCCACAAAAGAUCAGUGGUAACCCUUCCCUUAUUAAAAACAUGCAGAGCAGCCACGCCUACUGUACACCUCUCAAUGCAGCUUUACAGGCUUCGAUGGCUGAGAAUAGUAUACCUCUAUACACUACCGCUUCCAUGGGAAACCCCACUCUGGGCAGCUUAGCCAGCGCAAUACGGGAAGAGCUGAACGGAGCAGCAGACCACACGAACAGCAACGAGAGCGACAGCAGUCCGGGCAGAUCCCCCAUGCAAGCCAUGCAUCCUGUCCACGUCAAAGAGGAGCCUCUUGAUCCAGAGGAAGCCGAAGGGCCUCUGUCCUUGGUGACAACAGCCAACCACAGCCCAGAUUUUGACCACGACAGGGAUUACGAAGACGAACCAGGAAACGAGGACAUGGAGUGACCGUCUGGGCGGGCCGGCCCUAAGAAUGAAGAUUGGGGAAAACAAACAAACGGCGUCAAAAGUUAGCAGUGAAAUCGUUCUCCAUUUGUGUACAGUCUGGAGGAUUUUCACUACAUUUUGACGACUCUGAAAUGUGUUAACUCUUAGUGCCAUCAAGAAUCCCAUUUGGGAGUAUUUUUGAUUUUUCUACUUUUUGUUGAAAAAAGGAAUUUGUACUCUGUGCAUUGGAUGGACUUGUUUGGUACUUGGGAUUUUCCUCUCUUAACCGUCAACAUCAGUGUUGUAAAUGUGCUAAACUGACUCACUUUUAGCAGCAGAUUCUGAACUGCAGUCCUGCCAGCGUUGGACACUGAGGACACCCAGCUGAGCAUGUGCACCAAGCCUCUGCCCAGAAUUUAAGGAUUCCAAUGGACGACCUAUUUGCACAGUACUGCAUGUUGAUUAUCACUGCCUUUACCGUUUUGUUUUUUUUUUUUUUUUGCUUCCAUUUGGGAUGGGGAAGGCCUUUGUGUGUGUAUUGGGGGGAGGGGUUAAAAAUAAUUAUCCCAAACUUUUUAAUGUAUUGCUUUUUUUUUUUUUUUUUUGCUUCUACUUAUACCAUUUUAAGUUCUGACCUCAGGCCUCCAUUUGGGCCCAUGGCCUCUUGGAGGCUUAAAGUUUUCUGUACCAUGUGAUGAAUGUUAAUAGGUGUUUUUAUUACACAAAGCUGAAUGUCAUUUCUCGUUUGUAGUUUUCUGUCACUCAUUCCAUCUUCCUUCAGACAUCACCACGUUUUCUCUAAAGUCAGAAAACAUUCCGUUUUGGUCUUUUUCAAAAAAGGUCCCAAAUGCUGCACUCUACACAUGAAGGCCCUCUCGCACAGACGUGAAGCCCUGCCAGAAAGAGAAUGAAUGACAGAAAAAAAAAAAAAAAGAGACAGACACUCUAGGAACAAGCAGAUUCAUUCCACAGAGCAGUAUUGGAGGUGGGAAAGGGGGUUCAGAUUUCCUUUUUUUUUUUUUUGACGGUUAUCGUCACUCUCAAUAAAUGCCACAUCGUUUGACCAGCACAAGGAAACAGGCAGCACCCCGCAGCACCCCUCCCCCCCACAAACAAAUCUCCUGACAGUUGGACGGCCGGUGUGGCUGCAGAAGGCUCUCCCUGAUGACCGAGUUGCAGUGGGCCACCGGCUUCCCUGAGCAAGUUCGCUGAAAGUGGUGGCGGCACUGAAUUUAAACAUCAGUUGAGACCUGCUUGGUGGCAUUAAUCUGUUUGAAGGCAAAUUAGAUUUCAGAUUGCAUUUGUUAUGGGAGUUAAUGAAGACUCAGUUCGGCAAAUGCUAAAGUGUUCAUUUCAAACGUGCAAAUUUGGUUCUGCACUUCAGUCCGUUAUGUAAAAUUAUUGCACCGACCCAGAAUCAAAAUCUAACAGAAGACAGCAAGCAGACGAGGUGAGGGCGCCCCUCGACCCUGGGCUUCUUGGGAAACAAACACUGGCCUGCAGAUCGUGGCGGUCAUCGGUCAGGACAACCUCGGUCCAUAGAACCCCUCUGCUCCCCUCUGCACCCACUUUCCUGUUUUACUCCUUUAUUUAUCCAGGACCGAAGCUUUUGUUUUGUUUUAGUUUAAGAGCCUUUUGGAGCUUAAUUUAUAUUCUUUGUACCUUUUUUCUAAAAUUACCAAAGAUAUUACACAAAGGUAAAUUAUGUUCUCUGUUUUAUGCUUUAUCUAAUGAAGCCAAAUAUCCUCUUAUUGUUGAUCAAAGGAGGCAAAAGAAGUUAGAGGCAAUUGAUGACAUAUAGGCCCUCGCAAACCCGAGGAAGACAACUGCUCCUUCAUUGUAGAAUAAAUUUAGAAGACCAAGUAGGUAAUGGAACCAAAGUUCUUACUUUUUUUUUAGUUAUUGUGGGUUUGUUUUUUUUGUUUGUUUUGUUUUCUUUUCUGCACCUCUACCGAGACCAAAACUCCUUCUUGUAAAAGAAAUUAUGGGGCUACUGAAGAUAAAAAUAGUAUCACAGAAGUGAAAGAAGGAAGUCCCAUCACAGAGAAAAAAAUGAAUGUAUGCCCCUGAAAAUCGGGGGCAUCUGACAAAGCAGAGAGUUACGGUGACACUCAGAGAGAACAGGAACGCUGCCACGGUGUCGGUAGACCAGACCACACACUAGCAUUUCUAGGACACAGGUUUUCAAAGAAAGAUCGUAUGCCACUUUGGUUUAAGGACUAUGCUACGACCACUGAGUUAAUUUUGGUGUAUCUUGGCAUCUAUCCUCUGGUUUUUUGCUUGUGUUUUCUUUAAUGUUUCCUUACUCCUUCCUUUUUUCUCAUCAGGCUUUGGUCAGCAUUUUUUUUUUUUCAUCAAAAUAAAUAAAUAAAUAAAAUAACACUCCGGUCCGCUCGUAAGCUUGGUACAAAGCCAUCUUCAGCAGUUGCUUCUGAGGCCUCGCUCUGCUUUCUGUACAAAGGGCGGUCUGUGGUCACUCGAGACUUUUUUUUUUUUUUUUAACUUUUCCAGGCAGCUUCAUGACGUGCAGGCAGUAGCCAGACAGGGUCAUGGGAAGGGGGCCCUGUGCUUCUAAACUGAGGGGUUGCUGGUUAGUUUGGUAUUCAAAAGAGGAUAAAAAUCUGGUAGAUUAGUUCAUUCUCAGCAUGUGUAGCUAGACAUGAGUAAAGAUAACAGCAUGAGAAACUGUUAGUACGCAUACCUCAGUUCAAACCUUUAGGGAAUGAUUAAAAUUUUAAAAAAAAAUACAUUUCACUCAGUUGCACUUAGUCGUAUGUCUUGCAUGCUUCGUCUAAAGACUGUAGCAAAAAAAAGAAAAAGUAGAUUUUACAUAUCUUUGCAGGUAUCACAGCCUUGCAGAAGAACCAACUGAAAAAAAAAAAAACAAUUCUCAGGCUUUACAGCAAGCAGACUUCACUAUGAUUUUUACAGUUCUGUAUCCCUCGGGGGUGUUCCAGUCGCUUCUUUAGGAUGGGUUUAUUAUGUUGUACAUAUAUCCCGAUGUGUCUGUGUGAAUCUUUGUCUUUUUUGGGGGAGGGCGGAGGGCAGUUCUUUUUUUAGAUAUUGUUCCUAAAAAGGAAUAAAUGCAUACACCUGUUUGUCAAAACAC